AUGACCGGCCGCGUUGCCAAGGCAGCGGGGAAGGCGUCUCCCGGAAGAGGAGCUUUGCUGAGCGGUGGGCACCGAGAGCCCCACCCGGCUCUGCCCUCGCGAGUUUCUGAGCUACUGUUGACCAAGGUGAAGCAGGGCAGAAGUGCUAUGGCAAGCUUUUCCGAUGAGACAGAGAAUUCCUUUGCUGAGGAGGUGCUGAGUUCCGGUUCCUUCAGCUCCUCUGGAGGACGGCAGACCAGGUCCCUGGCCUCUGGGAGCGAACCAGAGAGUGGAAAGCGGACUACAAACUUGGAACAAGGAGACAUACAAUCUGAAUUUUCAGACUUCAAAAAUAAUGAAAAGUUGAGGAACUACCUCAAGGGCAAAGAAACGAAUUCCAGACGGUUCCAAUCAGACAUGAAGCUUCCGACAGAAAACACUCAGGUGUCCGAUGAAGAAUUAAAUGCUCUGCAGUCUUUUUGCACCAUUAAGAUAGACUUGAUCCAUCACAGAUUGGUCUCUGAGAAGAAGAGCUGCAGGCACAAAAAACAGCUUAGAAAGGAUGUAGAGGCCUCAGAGAAAGAUGCCUUAAAGUGUAUUGUCCCCGAUGAACUUUUGAACAGAAUCUAUUUAAAAAACUUAAGGACAACACCAAAACAGGUGGGAGAAGCUAAGCCACACAUUUCUUCUCAGUGUCCUGACUGUAACAGGAAAAGAGCAGAGUUGGCGCAAUGUGCCUUCCUGAAACAAAAGAAGACUUUACUGGAGUCACGUCUGCUCCGAGAGAAAAUAGAUGAACAUCUUCAUACCAAAGACUUUCUCACCCGUGUUGGAGAGGCACAUCAAGACUUUCCCAGGCUUUCAGAUGACCCCAGAUUAAUCUGGAAAAGGCUGACUGAGAAAAGUCACAUUGGAUACUCUGUGAAAGUUCAAACAGAGCAGAAGAUGUACCAAGAUGGAAAUAGCACUUGUCAUUCACCAUAUUCUUUAGCUCUUCUCAACAAGCCACUUACUCUAAUCACACAGGAGAUGUUAAUUAUUAAUGAUAAUGUGUAAUGUGUAUGGAUGUUCUUGUUAUGUAUUUGUAUAAUUAUCAUAAUUUCUACAGGCACUUGGGAGACUAAUUUAAAACUACUAUGCUUCCUUCACAGAUUUGAGGACUAAGAACUUUGCAUCCAGUACAUUUUUUCCCAUUGUAGAGGGCAGUGUUGCAUUGGAAUAGUUACAAAGCUUUUACGACAAUCCAGGAGAGAGAUAUUGGUAGUUUGAACUACGGUCUUGAUGAUACAGAGAAAAAGAAGUACAGAGAUGUAAGAGAUACUUGGGAAGUAAUUCACUCUUUUUGGUGAUGAAGUGGCUAUGAAGAAUUAAUAAACAGUAAAUGUUGAAAAUA
Carlito syrichta (Philippine tarsier) is the source of this 1372-nucleotide messenger RNA. It is a transcript of the gene CUNH8orf48, whose product is annotated as chromosome unknown C8orf48 homolog. Lineage: Eukaryota; Metazoa; Chordata; Mammalia; Primates; Tarsiidae. The record is from RefSeq and is a predicted model, not a curated record.